ACCGAAAACUUGUCAGUUUUUUUCAUAUGAACACGAUGAGCUGUCCUUUCACCGCUGAGAUAUUAGAUAUGACUGAUUGAGUGAGUACACCGCUGAACCACUAGAGGAGGUGAAGCCCUGUGCUGGGGCUGCAGUGUGGGAGACACAGUGGGAGCGUAGAUCCGAACUGGGAGUGGUGGGAGGGUCCGGAGGAACCCGGCAGAGUCCGCGCUGUACUGUACGUUACCUACGUUACUAGUCUGACUGAGUGACCGGGCUGACACUCUCACAGCGGGACUGAGCCAAACAUCUCUACUGUCACUCUGGACGAGGAGAAGUCAGUCUGAGGAGAGAGACGACCACACCGUUUUUAAACUCGGCUGUUUCAAGGUGGUGGCCAGUGACGGGGUGCGGGCUAUGAUGGAGUCGGCCCUGACAGCCAGAGACCGGGUGGGCGUGCAGGACUUCGUCCUGCUGGAGAACUACACCAGCGAGGCCGCCUUCAUAGAGAACCUACGCAAACGCUUCAAAGAGAACCUCAUCUAUACAUACAUUGGUUCAGUGCUGGUGUCAGUCAACCCAUACAAAGACCUGGAGAUCUACACCAAGAACCACAUGGAGCGAUACCGUGGAGUCAACUUCUACGAGGUCUCACCACACAUCUACGCAGUGGCAGACAACUCGUACCGGUCCUUGAGGACAGAGAGGAAGGACCAGUGCAUCCUCAUCUCUGGGGAGAGCGGCGCUGGGAAGACGGAGGCAUCCAAGAAGAUCCUGCAGUACUACGCCGUCACCUGCCCAGCCAGCGAGCAGGUGCAGACCGUCAAGGACCGCCUGCUGCAGUCCAACCCUGUGCUGGAGGCCUUCGGCAAUGCCAAGACGUUGCGUAACGACAACUCGAGCCGCUUUGGCAAGUACAUGGACAUUCAGUUUGACUUCAAGGGCGCCCCAGUGGGAGGUCACAUCAUUAACUACCUGCUGGAGAAGUCCCGCGUGGUCCACCAGAACCACGGGGAGAGGAACUUCCACAUUUUCUAUCAGCUGAUCGAGGGAGGGGAGGAGGACCUGCUGAGGCGCCUGGGCCUGGAGAGGAACCCUCAGCAGUACCAGUACCUGGUCAAAGGUAACUGCCCCAAAGUGAGCUCCAUCAACGAUCGCAGUGAUUGGAAGGUGGUGAGGAAAGCCUUGACUGUGAUUGGCUUCAAUGAGGACGACGUGGAGGAGUUGUUGAACAUAAUCGCCAGCGUGCUCCACCUGGGGAAUGUGCAGUAUGGUGGGGAAGAAGGCAAUGCCUGCAUCACUUCUGACACACAGAUCAAGUACCUGGCCAGGUUGUUGGGAGUGAAUGGGGCAGUGCUGACAGAGGCACUCACACACAAGAAGAUAAUUGCCAAGGGAGAGGAGUUGAUGAGUCCACUGAACCUAGAGCAAGCAUCAUCAGCUCGGGAUGCUUUGUCCAAGGCGGUGUAUGGACGCACCUUCACCUGGCUGGUUAACAAGAUCAAUGCUUCGCUGGCAUAUACGGAUGACUCCUACAAGAAUUACUCUGUCAUUGGCCUGCUGGACAUCUAUGGUUUUGAGGUCUUCCAGAACAACAGCUUUGAGCAGUUCUGUAUCAACUACUGUAACGAGAAGCUGCAGCAGCUCUUCAUCGAGCUCACCCUCAAGUCAGAGCAGGAGGAGUACGAGUCCGAAGGCAUCACGUGGGAGCCGGUGCAGUACUUCAACAACAAGAUCAUUUGUGACCUGGUGGAGGAGAAGUUCAAAGGCAUCAUCUCUAUACUGGAUGAGGAGUGUUUGAGACCUGGAGACGCCAGUGAUUUAACCUUCCUAGAGAAGCUGGAGGACACUGUUGGAGGACACCCACACUUUGUCACUCACAAGCUGGCUGAUGCAAAGACCCGGAAAGUAAUGGGCCGCGAUGAAUUCAGACUGCUGCACUACGCUGGAGAGGUCAACUACAAUGUCAACGGAUUUUUGGACAAGAACAACGACCUGCUCUUCAGGAACUUAAAAGAGGUCAUGUGUAUGUCAGAGAACAAGAUCCUGACGCAGUGUUUUGACAGGGAGGAGCUGAGUGACAAGAAACGCCCUGACACCGCGGCCACCCAGUUCAAAGCCAGUCUGGCGAAACUCAUGGAGAUCCUGAUGUCGAAGGAGCCGUCGUACGUCCGCUGCAUCAAGCCCAAUGACUCCAAGCAAGCAGUUCGAUUUGACGAGGUGCUGAUCCGUCACCAGGUCAAGUAUCUGGGACUGAUGGAGAAUCUGAGGGUGAGGAGAGCUGGCUUUGCUUACAGACGGCGCUACGAGGUCUUCCUGCAGAGGUAUAAGUCCCUGUGUCCAGACACAUGGCCUAACUGGCAGGGGAAACUGCCCGAUGGAGUGGCCACACUGGUCAAACACCUGGGAUACAAGCCUGAGGAGUACAAACUGGGCAGAUCCAAAAUCUUCAUCCGUUUCCCAAAGACCUUGUUUGCCACAGAGGAUGCUCUAGAGACCAGGAAACACAGUCUUGCCACCAAGCUGCAGGCUGGAUGGAAAGGCUACAGCCAGAGGUCCAAAUACCAGAAACUCAGAACCUCAGCUAUUGCCAUCCAGGCGUGGUGGAGAGGGAUCCUGGCCAGAAGGAGGGCCCAGCGGAGACGACAGGCUGCUAAUACUAUCCGCAGGUUCAUCAAAGGCUUCAUCUACCGCCACAAGGAGCGCUGUCCAGAGAACGAGUAUUUCCUGGAUUACGUGCGCUACUCCUUCCUCAUGACGCUGUGCAGGAAUCUGCCCAAGAACGUCCUGGACAAGAGCUGGCCGACACCUCCAGCUGCCCUCACUGAGGCCUCAGAGCAUUUGCGUAAGCUGUGCAUGCAGAACAUGGUGUGGAGCUACUGCAAGAAGAUCAGUCCUGAGUGGAAGCACCAGAUGGAGCAGAAGAUGAUCGCCAGCGAGAUGUUCAAGGACAAGAAGGACAACUACCCACAGAGCGUGCCCAAACUGUUUGUCAGCACGAGACUCAAUGGGGAGGACAUUAACCCCAAAGUGCUGCAGGCCCUGGGCAGUGAGAAGAUGAAGUAUGCAGUGCCAGUCACCAAGUACGACAGGAAAGGCUACAAGGCUCGGCCCCGCCAGCUGCUGCUCACUGCUAACAGUGCCGUUAUCGUAGAGGAGGCCAAACUCAAGCAGCGCAUCGACUACGGAGCUCUGAAAGGCAUCUCAGUCAGCUCUCUCAGCGACGGCUUGUUCGUCCUGCACGUGCCCAGCGACGACAACAAACAGAAGGGAGAUGUCGUUCUGCAGAGCGACCAUGUGAUUGAGACCUUGACCAAGAUUGCGAUCUGUGCCGACAAGAUAAACAGCAUCAACAUCAACCAGGGCAGUAUAAAGUUUACAGUGGGUCAGGGGAAAGAGGGCAUCAUAGACUUCACACCUGGAUCAGAACUACUGGUGGCCAAGGCAAAGAACGGGCACUUGUCUGUGACGGCCCCCAGGCUGAACUCCAGAUGAUGGCCACUCUGACCACACACAUACACCCGGACCUGAGUUCUCCUGACCUCUCCCAUCCUUAAAUCACAUGACCGCAGACCCCGCUCUGCCUAAGCCAAUCAGACGCCAGCUGUCACUAUAUGGGUGGCAUGUGCUUCCAAUUAAAAAAAUAAAAUAAAAAUAAAAAUCCAGCAAAACUAAUUGAUAUAUUUAUGUUUAUAUAUUAUAUUUUUGGGAUUAAUACUGUUGCUGUUUGAAUAUUGUGAUUUUAUAUAUGAGGCCAAGGAAUAACAAAUGUUUUGGUGCAUUUUUCUUGCACCAUGCGUGUUUAUUGUGCUUUAUUUGGGAACAUGACCAAGAAACCAAUGAGGGAAGAGUCAGAAUAAGAGACAACAAUGAGAAGAGGGGGAUUGUUGUUGAUGGAAAUUAGGGUUAGUUGUUGCCUGUUGCCUCUUUUUGUCCUGUUUACUCUUUCUGCUCGACUUACUGGCUUUAGCGCCUCGCUGGCACUACUUUUCAAACUGGGGUGGAUGAGUUGUUAUUGAAGCGUGAAGGUGUGUAGAACAAGGCUGACAGUAUGUAGGGUAGCUGUUGAGAGGCGAUGGAAGAAUGACCUUUCAGUCAAAUGGAGAUGCUUUGGCACAAAAAGGAUGAUGGUGUCAGUCUGUGGCUCACUACAUCAGAAUAAAUAGCUGAAUGUCAAACUGAAUACGUUUCAAAAGUCUAUUUGUGGUGUUAGAAUAAGCAGGAAGUGUGUCGUGAGGGAUUCAGUACAUUAAAUUAACAGCAUACUGUGUAAAUGCAGUGAAAAGGGACAAAGUACGUGAGAAGUGGGUGAGAAAAGGCAAGAGAAAGGGGAAAGAAAGAUGACAGAAGGCAGCAGUCGUUUGCCAUGACCCCAGGUGCUCGUGCCUUUCUCCUUGACUAAUUUAUUCAUGACGAGUGAGUUGAGCUGGAUGUCGAUGUAUGAAAACCAUGACACUCAACGCGAGAAUGAGUCGAGUUGCGUGUAGAUAGAAGAGAAAGACGUCGCCCUCUGACUGAAUGUCGUUCCAGCAGCAGCUGUGGCUCUGCUGAAGGCCCCAGCGUCUCUCUCCAUAGUGCUGUCCUCCAGCCUCCCACCUCACCUGCCAGCCGGGGCUCCUGUCCCUCUAUGACUGAACUGGUCUGACGGCUACACCUGACCAGGGUUUGAGCAAGUUUCUGUCACAGUUCUUCGUCUUACAAGCGGCAUUUAAAAUGUGAGAUUAAACUCACAGUUUGAAGCCAUAUCGUUGUUGUUUUGGUGUACUUGAAAUCUGAGUUUAACGAAAAGGCACGUGAAGUCCAAAAGCAGUGGUUUUAGAUCAACGCUACUCAUAGCUGUGUGUUGUCUACAUGUUUGAUAUGUUUAAAAGUGACGUUUGUAAAGGAAUAGUUUGGCAUUUUGGGAAAUGCAUGUAGUUAGAUGUGAAGAUUAAUGGCACUCUCGUGUCUGUGUGCUGAAUAUGAAGCUACAGCCAGGACACGGCUAGCUCAGUUCAACCAAAUUAACCAAAAUAAAAUGAGUUAAUUGGUGUGUCUUAGAGGUGCUGGAAGGCAGAUUUUGCUACCUUUGAACCAGGCCAGCUGUUUUCCAGUCUUUAUGCUAAACUGAGAUAACGUCUCCUGGCUGCAGCUUCAUACUGAAUGCACAGAAAUGAAAGUUGUCUUGAUCCUCUCAUCUAAUUUUCAACAAAAAAAGCAAAUGAGUGAAUUCCCCAACAUGUCAAGCUCUUCCUUUAGUGCCAGAAAUCUAAUGUUCUUUCCAGAAUUCUGCCCCUUUAGGGUAGAAAAACGUCUGAAAUAGCAUCUAAAUUGUCACGUGACACUAAAAGUCUUCAUUAAAACUCACGACAACAGUAGAUAAAUAGUUCUUUCCUGUAGAAAUACCACACCUCUUCAGGUUAAGAGCCUCCAUUAGACCAGUUCUACAAUAAACACCUCUCUGUUUAAACCCUCACUCUGACCAAAGACUGAUGCUGAAAAAGUUGUGGUAUGGAAAACCUGUGAGAGGAGCAUCCAAAAAGUUUCCUGAGAUUUCUUCUCUUUUUUCCAAACCUCGCCCGGUGACAGAGCUGCUUCUCUUCGUGGCUCUGGGUGGCGAGGCGGGUGCAAUAAGCCAAGGCAGAGCUGUGCGACUGCACUUAAAUAUACUAGCCAAAGACCCUUUUGAUUUCUCGUGAUUCUGUGUUGUAUGAUUUCUAUGAUGUUAUUUUGUUCUGAAUGUUUUGUUGUUUUUUUUCAGGAUGGAGAUCUAAAUGUACAGUUUGUGUUGUGUGUUAUAAAUGAGAGAUUCAAGCCAAGUGAGGUUUGAUGUGAAACAGUUUGGGAGAAAAAGCUUGUAGUAUUGUUUGUUAACGCGAACUUGUUCAUGUGCCUUGUUGGAUAGCAAUGCAACAGAUUUGUGUGGAGUUAGAGAAAUACCUCCUCGACAGAGUCCAGUCUUUGGCUGACGACGGUGGUCAGCCCAUUUCUAAACAUUUCCCAGCAGCACCUAAAGGUCUCCUCCCUCUGUGUGUGUAAACUUUAUUCAAAUCCUAAGUCUAUCUAUUGAUCUACAGAUGCACUCCUGUUAUCAGUCCUGACUUACUGUAUGCACCUCACCAAUGUAUAAUUAAGCCUACACACUAAAAGAUAAGAUACUAAAGAUUUGAGGAAUAAAUUUGAAAAGUAAAUGCAAA
Chelmon rostratus (copperband butterflyfish) is the source of this 6155-nucleotide messenger RNA. Its product is annotated as unconventional myosin-Ic-like. The record is from RefSeq and is a predicted model, not a curated record. The transcript has 32 exons. Gene Ontology annotation, biological process: actin filament organization; vesicle transport along actin filament. Lineage: Eukaryota; Metazoa; Chordata; Actinopteri; Chaetodontiformes; Chaetodontidae. Gene Ontology annotation, cellular component: actin cytoskeleton; plasma membrane; cytoplasm. Gene Ontology annotation, molecular function: microfilament motor activity; ATP binding; actin filament binding. The coding region runs from base 397 to 3474 and encodes 1025 amino acids.